Leptomonas pyrrhocoris is the source of this 942-nucleotide messenger RNA. RefSeq lists its product as hypothetical. The transcript has a single exon. NCBI's taxonomy places the organism in Eukaryota, Euglenozoa, Kinetoplastea, Trypanosomatida, Trypanosomatidae. Bases 343 to 942 code for a protein of 199 amino acids. The record is from RefSeq and is a predicted model, not a curated record.
GUUGUCGAUUUGCCUUGACAAGCUACCGUGCGUGCCUGUUUGCGUGUGUCUCUCUCUCUGUUCUUCCCUAGACCUCUUAUUUUUGGUUGUUGUUGUUUGUGUGUCUGUUUGGGUUUGACAGCAGCGUACCGCUCUCGUCGUCUUCUCCAAGCGCACGCACGCCCGUACGCAUACCGUAUACGCGUAUCGCGACAGAGUUAGUAACGCCCUGAAGCUCCCUCCUGUAUCGUCACAUCCCCCAGCUGUAUUCUCCCUUUUUUGAGUAUAUAUAUUAUUAUUUUUUACAAGUACAUACACAUUCAGAGAAAGACUCUCUCUCCUCUUGCUAUUUCCACGGAAAAAAUGGGCUGCCCUGCUUUCUGCGACACGGUGCUGAGCUUCCUACGGAAGUUCUUCUCGCUGAUCAUCGCCAUUCUGAUGGCCGUCAUCACCGUCCUCUACGUGGUCGGGGUGGGCAUUGUCGUCACCGGUGCCAAGAGCUUCGGCAAGUCCGGCUUCGCCCACUUCCUUGGAAUCCUGUUUGCGAUUGUGACGGUCAUUGGGUACAUCAUCCUGCACUUCGUGCCGCGCAAGGCGUACCGCCUCCUGUACGCCCUCACCUUCAUUCUGCUGACGACGAUGUUUCUCGUGGCGCACUCGUGGGGUCUGGCCGCGCCAGUCGUGCAGGACUGCCAGAGGAACGGAAAUCUGCACAUCAACACCACGUGGGGAGGUAUCGGCUCCAUCGGCACCGUGCUCGGCGAGGACAACGUCACCAUUACCAUUGGCUCACUGGGUGAGCCGAUAGCGCAGUGCAACGGCAAUGCCAUCCUCUUUGCAGCGGCCUUCUUAAACAUGAUUCUGUACGUCAUCGCACUGUUCGAUAUUCAGACGGUGCUGCUGGCGCGUGUGAAGUCCAAGACGUACGGCGAGCGCUUCGUGGAAAUGGGGAUCAGCAACUGA